AGCGGCUUGGCGCACCGCUUGAGUUUUUGAUUAGCGCGUUAUUAUUUCGCGCGAUAUAGUAACAGUGGGGGGUUAACCAAUGACCUCCCUCGGACCUUUGUUAUUGACACGCGCCACCUCUCUCUCUCCGUGUUCUCCUGCUCCGCUCUGUCUCCCCGCAAAUCGAGGACUUCCGCUGGCUCUCUCCUCCCCCGCCCUUGCCCUGCGACCGGAGGCGACCGAGCGCCUGCGGCGGCACCGCGCCGGGAUCCGCGAGACCGCGACGAUCCGUGCAUCCAAGAAUACUAGAAUUGCGGCCCUUUAUGAAUCUUGAGGGCAGUCUAUACUAGAGGGCAGCAGGGUACUAGGAUUGGGGAUCCUCCGAGAUGAGGGGGAGAAAUGAUGGGACGCAAAGCAAGAGACCCGUCGUGCUGUUCUGUCUGAUGGUUGUGUGCCUCUGCCUCCUCUUCCUGUAUUUCUCGGGCUCCAAAGGGCAGGCAGGGAGUACAGCACUAGAGUAUGGCACCAAAUUCUCGCGGUCACUCGGGUGGGGCAGUGAUGUAGAUGGUGAUGAUGGUUCAGAUGAGUCAAUUUUUGGGACUGGCGAUGCCAACGAUGUUAAGCUCAAGAGCUUCCCUGUAUGCGAUGAUCGGCACUCUGAGCUGAUCCCCUGCUUGGAUAGGAAUUUGAUAUAUCAGACAAGGUUGAAGCUCGAUUUAAACCUGAUGGAGCACUAUGAGAGGCAUUGCCCUCCUCCUGAGAGGCGCUUUAAUUGCUUGAUCCCCCCACCACAUGGCUAUAAGGUUCCCAUAAAAUGGCCAAAAAGUCGUGAUAUAGUGUGGAAAGCAAAUAUUCCUCACACUCACCUUGCAAAAGAGAAGUCGGACCAGAACUGGAUGAUUGAUGCAGGUGAAAAAAUUAAGUUUCCAGGUGGUGGAACACAUUUUCAUCAUGGAGCUGACAAAUAUAUAGCAAACAUUGCAAAUAUGCUAAACUUCAAAGACAACAUUAUAAACAAUGAGGGAAUGCUCCGUACAGUUCUUGAUGUUGGCUGUGGAGUUGCUAGUUUUGGAGGAUACCUUCUUUCAUCUAAUGUCAUAGCAAUGUCUUUGGCACCGAACGAUGUACAUCAGAACCAGAUCCAAUUUGCUCUUGAAAGAGGGAUCCCUGCAUAUCUUGGUGUUUUAGGAACAAAAAGGCUUCCGUACCCAAGUAGAUCCUUUGAAUUAGCCCACUGUUCUCGUUGCAGGAUUGACUGGCUUCAAAGAGAUGGAAUUCUUCUGCUUGAACUAGACAGAUUACUCAGGCCUGGAGGUUACUUUGCUUAUUCAUCUCCUGAAGCAUACGCACAAGAUGAGGAGGAUCGUAGAAUCUGGAAAGAAAUGAGUGCCCUUGUAGAAAGGAUGUGCUGGAAAAUUGCAGAGAAAAAAAACCAGACAGUUAUCUGGGUCAAGCCUCUGAACAAUGAUUGCUACAGGAGCCGACCACAUGGUACAAAUCCACCUCUAUGCAAAAGCGGUGAUGAUCCAGAUUCAGUAUGGGGAGUGACAAUGGAAGCUUGCAUUACUUCAUAUCCAGAACAAAUGCACAGAGAUGGGGGAAGUGGACUGGCUCCUUGGCCUGCUCGAUUAACAACCCCACCUCCUCGUCUUGCGGAUUUGUAUGUUACAGCUGACACAUUUGAAAAGGAUACGGAAAUGUGGCAGCAAAGAGUAGAUAAUUACUGGAAUUUGCUGCGCCCAAAGAUAAAACCAGACACUAUCCGAAAUGUCAUGGACAUGAAAGCAAACUUUGGAUCAUUUGCUGCUGCUCUCAAGGAAAAGAAUGUAUGGGUGAUGAAUGCUGUGCCCCAUGAUGGACCAAGCACUCUCAAGAUAAUCUAUGACAGAGGGCUCAUAGGAUCCAUUCAUGACUGGUGUGAAGCAUUCUCGACGUAUCCUCGAACAUAUGAUCUUCUCCAUGCAUGGACAGUCUUCUCCGACCUCGACAAAAGAGGUUGCAGUGCUGAAGAUCUGCUCCUUGAAAUGGACCGCAUCCUUAGGCCAACUGGUUUUAUCAUCGUGAGAGACAAGGCCCCUGUCAUUCUGUUCAUCAAGAAGUACCUUAAUGCACUUCACUGGGAAGCAGUUACUGUUGUAGAUGCCGAGUCCAGUCCAGAACAAGAGGAUAACGAAAUGAUAUUCAUAAUCCGGAAGAAAUUGUGGCUACCAGAAGGAGGCUCGCAGGACUCCACGUAACCUUUUCAUCCGAGUUUCUUUGGCACAAUCAGCAUCUGCAGCUCAGAAGCCAUGAAGUGAGGCUCGGCUGCUCCCUCCAGAUACACGAUUCAAUAUCGCUGCCCCUGAAAUAGAUUUCGGCUCAGAUCUUCAAUUCUACUACCCACAUGAAGAUAGAGUAUUUCUUGGCAUAUGGCAAGUAUCCAGAAGGCUAAGCUCAAGCCUUUCUUUUUUGUCUCUACAGAUGAUACAAUCAUCACUUGAUGCUUGUCCUUCAGCCUGGUUAGGAAAUAAGAAUUUUUUUUGGGUGGGUCUUGAGCUUCAGUUAGGUGUUUCAAGUCCAUUCUUCAAGUCUUUAUUACACAGAUUUGGUGUUUAUUGUAAGGAGCUUAAACUGUAAACAGGUUAAGUGAACUUUAGCUAGGGACAGGGGCCUCAAGGCUGCUGGAUCCACUUACCAGAGAUUUGUACCUGAAGAAGAGUGGUGCUUCUGCUGUAUCUUUACGGAUUGCAGCAGCCAGUAAUAUCAACUAUUUCCUCCAUAGUAAGUGCCGAAAUAUUACAUGUA
This is a messenger RNA of Brachypodium distachyon (stiff brome), 2763 nucleotides long. RefSeq names its product probable methyltransferase PMT3. Lineage: Eukaryota; Viridiplantae; Streptophyta; Magnoliopsida; Poales; Poaceae. The transcript has 8 exons. Gene Ontology annotation, cellular component: endosome; cytoplasm; trans-Golgi network. Gene Ontology annotation, molecular function: methyltransferase activity. The record is from RefSeq and is a predicted model, not a curated record. The coding region runs from base 366 to 2216 and encodes 616 amino acids.